AUGACAUUGAAUUGGGUGCAAUCGAAAAACAUACUUGCAACUUUGAAACGUAAAAGACCCGGAAAUAUUGUAAACAUCAGGAAAGUGUAUAAUAUUUGGUACCAAAAUAACAAGGCGCUGAGGGGGGAUAAAACUGAAAUACAACAACUCUUGAAAUUGUUGGAUGAUAAUAGUUAUGUGCCUAGGUACCAAACAUGCGAGGAUGAAGUAACCGUUAAAGAUAUAUUUUGGACUCAUCUUGAUUCCAUCAAGUUGUUCAACAUGUUUCCUAAUCUCCCCAUCAUUGAUUCAAUUUAUAAGACAAACCAGUACAGGCUUCCACUAUUGGAAAUUGUUGAGAGUGACAAAGAGAAAAAUGUUACUUGGGCUUUAGAGGUGUGUCGGACAAUGUUGAAGGACCAAGAAGACAUGCCAAAAGUAAUUAUUAUCGAUCGUGAUACAUCUUUGAUGAAGUCGGUUGCAAAGGAAGGUGUGCCAGAAAAUCCAGAUUUGUUAAAAUAUGUUGAAAGUACAUUUUUGUACCAGGAAAUUGGUGAUAUAGUAAUCGAUAAUAACUUUAAAAUUACCGAACUAGUAAAUGAAUUUGUUAAUCAUAAUUAUAAUAAUUUUCUUGAUUUUAAAUUGUCUGAAAAUCUAAAGCUCACAUUUUUGUUUCUUUCAUUUGGGUUGCAGUAUAGUGAUAAUUAUCUCAACCUAUCAGGUGACUCUAUAAGCCACUGA
Molecule: messenger RNA, 720 nt
Organism: Lathyrus oleraceus (garden pea)
Lineage: Eukaryota; Viridiplantae; Streptophyta; Magnoliopsida; Fabales; Fabaceae
Exons: 5
Coding region: 1-720 (239 amino acids)
Source: RefSeq, a predicted model, not a curated record